Molecule: messenger RNA, 8389 nt
Organism: Oreochromis niloticus (Nile tilapia)
Lineage: Eukaryota; Metazoa; Chordata; Actinopteri; Cichliformes; Cichlidae
Product: sacsin
Exons: 1
Coding region: 2141-7525 (1794 amino acids)
Source: RefSeq, a predicted model, not a curated record
GAAAAUGUCAGAAGAUAAGCAGCUGGUGAGUUACUGUUAUCACAGUUUUUGGCCUGAUAGAGAGAAAGUGACUGAAACUUUCAAGCCUUUAGUGGAUGCACUUUACUCAACCAUUGUUGAUGACUCUGUUGGUCCAGAGCUCUUUAGUGAUGGAGAACAAUGGUUCUCAAUGAACAAUGCCAUAUUUCUACAUGAGAGCAUUGAAAAUGAUGAAAAGAUUGGUGACCUUGCAGUUCAAGUUUGCAAGAAAUAUGCAAAAGGACCCAACCAUGUUGUUCCUCUUCCACUGUGGCUGAGAAAUAGCUUCAAACAGGCUGGCCUAGAAAAGGUUUUACAAAACAGGACAUGGAACUGGGAGAAGUUCUACAGAGAAGCAGUGUUCAGUAACCUAACUACAAUGGACUCGAAGAGUAGAGAUACCCUUGUGCUGCAUGCUAUUGACCUUCAUAUCAAAGAAAUUGACAGUCUGCUGCUCUGCCAUCCAUGCAUACCCACAAAGGGUGGACAGCUCCAACAUGUCAGGAAUCUUGUGAAUCCUACAGGGAAAGUGGCCUGUCUGUUUGAACCAAAAGAGGGACGCUUGCUGGAUGGAUCCGAAAAUGACUUCAGAUCUCCAAAAAGGAUUCAGCGUUUGUUGGAACUCGGUAUGGCAAAUGAUCAUCUCCCAUUGGAAGACAUCACAGAGAAAGCAGGCACAAUUAAUAAAACCUGGAGCACUGACAAAAAUAAAGCAUUUGUCCACUUGAAGUGCCUUUUUGAACUGAUGAAGAAUCACACUGAUGAUAAAGACUCUCACCACUGGAAAACACUCAGGACAACUGCAUUUCUUCCAGCAUAUUCACCUGGUGAUGCAAAAAUGGAAGGAAAUGUAACACUUAAAAAGCCCACAGAUGUUUUUAGUGACAAAUGCUCCCUUCUCGUUAACAUGACACAACCAGUGCUGGAUAAUAGUAAUUUGAAAAUACACCACAGUGAUCCAGUCCUACAGAUCUUGGGCGUGAACAGCACUCCGAAGCCAGAGGUGGUGCUCCAGCAGCUGCAUGAAGGAAGCAAACAAGCACACUCCAUUGACAGAUCCAUGCUUUACAAAAUAGCAUUUGAGUGCUAUAAGUGUCUGGAUCAGUGGAUCUGGGACUCUGGAAAUACCUCUUACAUUUCACAACAAGUAAAUUCAUUUCCAUUCAUCCUCAUUGGCGAUACAUUUGUGAAUGUUGAUCGUGUAGCUGAGAACGGGCAAUUUGAAGCAAAGCCCUAUCUCCACGUACUUCCAGCUGCCUUCACAAGCUUCAGGAACCUCUGGACAUGUAUAGGUGUUGAAAAACAAUUCACAGCCACUCAGUUUCUAACUGUGUUGCAGGAAUUAAAAGCUCAACAUGGAAACCAGCCCCUACCAGAGAGUGAUCUCUCAGUUGUCCUCACAAUUUUAAACAAAGGGAUUUUUGAGGCCAAAGUCAAAAUCAUGCAUGACUGUCUGAUACCCAAUGAGCAUGGAGUUUUGCAGUUUGCUAGUGAGCUGUUUUACAAUGACAGCCCGUGGAUGCCACUCACUUCAGGUGUCACAUUGUGUCACGAGAAUAUCCCACGAGCUAUGGCUCGCCACAUUGGAAUCAAAACAACAAGGCAUCAUUCUCUGGAAACCCACAUAGUUGAUGACAUGUCACCAUUUGCUUUUGAGUUUGAACAGCAGGAACAGCUGACUGUUCGUAUUAAAAACAUAAUUUCAGCCUAUCCAUCAAAGAAGGAUAUCCUUAAAGAGCUCAUCCAAAAUGCUGAUGAUGCAGAAGCAACAGAAAUUCACUUCAUCUGAGACAAAAGACAACAUGGAAAAGAAAAAACAUUUGGGAAGAAAUGGAACCAACUUCAGGGUCCAGCACUUUGUGUGUUCAACAACAAAGUGUUUUCUGAUGCUGACAUUAAGGGAAUUCAACAGCUGGGAGAGGGAGGAAAGCACAACACCCCAGGGAAGAUAGGGAAGUACGGAGUUGGAUUCAACUCUGUUUACCAUCUGACUGACUGUCCUUCGAUCCUUACAGGAGAUGAAGUACUUUGCAUUUCUGACCCCAAUCAAAAAUACAUUGAAAAUCACUCAAAUAAACCACGAUAUGGCAUUGGCUAUAAACUAGCUGACACUUUCAAAGAAAUGUACGUAGAUGUCUACAAAUCAUUUCUUCCAGACAAAUUUUCUCUUAAAGAGGGCACCAUGUUCAGAUUACCUCUGAGAAUGGGUACAAAUGCAAAUACCUCCAAAAUAUCACAGCAAGGACUCACUGACCACGACAUGAAAGAACUGUGCUCUGCCCUGUCUGAAGAUCCUGAAGGACUAAUUCUCUUUCUGAAAAACAUCUGCAAAAUCACAGUCCAUGAAAUCAGUGAAGAUUCAAGAGGACUUAAAACCAUCUUUGAGGUUGAAAAAAAUCUGCCACAGAAAAGUCGGGAAGAAAAAGAUGCUUUUGUAAAACAUCUACAAAAUGCACUGAAAUCAGAGAAAUUAGCAACACAAAAGACUUUCUAUGAAACCACAAUUUCCACCUCAGAUAAAAGACAAAGUAAGUGGAUUGUUGCAGAACAGUUUGGCUCCUUCAAAGACAGCUUUGAAUUAAAACUAUCAGACAAACUUCCCCAAGCAUCAUUAGCUGCACGUGUGAACACAAAAGGAUCCAGCGUCAUGGAUUUUAAAGGAGAAGCCUUUUGUUCACUUCCUUUGCCAGGGAAAACUGGACUGCCAGUACAUGUCAAUGGAAACUUUGAGGUUGAUUCUGCCAGGAGAAGCCUUUGGAAAGAAGAUGGGAAGAGUAAGAAAUCCAACUGGAAUGAGAUUUUGAAACAGAACGUCAUUGCACCACUGUAUGCAGAUCUCCUGCAUUAUAUUAGGUGCAGCAUUGCAGCUAAGAAAGUUUCAGUUGCAAGUACUGACUCAUGUUUCAGAACAGAAUACUUGUGUUUUUGGCCAACUGUGUCCAAGGAUGUUUGCCCAGACUGGCAUGAAAUGAUACAUGAAGUAUACAGAUCACUGAAAGGAAAAGGCCUUGAUGUAAUCCCUGUGAUGAAGAGCUCAACACGGAAAAUUGCAGAUAGAAAAAUUGAAGAAUACUCAUUUGACUGGUGUAAUGUCAGUGAAACAGACUCACUUGAGGCCCCUUACCUUGCAAACUUUACAAACUACAAGUUGAUGCCCAUCUUGGAAGAUCUUGGAAUGAAGCUGGUUCCUUAUUCCACAAACAUGCAGAAGAUUUGGAAAAGUUUCACAGAUGCUGGGGUUGAAGUGAAAGAGGUCAGUCCCUCCACUGUGCGGACUUUUCUACGAGCAAAACCUCUCAAUGAUCCAACCCAAACAGAUGAGGAUUUGCCUUUACCCAUAAGUGCCACUUUGAUCAAAGAUGAGAAAAGAUGUUCAGAGCUCUUAAGUUUUUGUUUAAAAGAUUUCUCCUCACAAAAGGUCACCCAGGACAAUUCAAAUUUACUCAAUGGACUUCCACUUCUUCUCACAAAAGGGAAAAUAUUGACAGUUUUCAACUCCCAGUCACCCAAGUGGAUAUCAGUAUAUGAAAAUCUCUUCUUUCACUACGAGGACAAAUUUGCAGACUAUCAGACAAACAAAGACCACAUUGAACUUCUUCAAAGUUCAAGAAUCAUCCAAAAAAUGACAUUGCCCUGCUCGGAAAAAUAUCUGAAACCAUUAAUUCAGCUUCUUCUUGAGAACUGCUAUGUUGAUCCACACAGUGGUCUUCAUGUCCCAAAUGAGAAAAUGUUGAAGUGGCUGAAAUCACUUUGGAGGUUCAUAAUGAGUGAAAUUAAAGCACCAACAUCUAGAGAUGACGAGUCAAAUCUGAUACUCAGUGAAGUGAGGAAACUCUUCAGUGACUGCUACAUUUUACCUGUUGUGUGUCCAAGGUUGAAGAACAAGCACUUGCUGCAAACAAUGAAACACAUUUCAAGUGUUGUGUUUGCCUCACAUAAAGACAUAUCAGGCAUCCUCUUUAAACUUGGUUUUAUGACGUCUGAUCAUGUUUUCUUCUCUGAGAUGGGCCAACAGGUAUAUUCAUGUCUACAUCAUGAACUUCUUAAUGUAGAUGAUCAAAGCUCAGUGUUGGAUCAAGUGUACAACAUUAAUCACCCAGAGUUUUCCCACCUUUCAAAUGAUGAUAUGAAGGAGUUUCAGAUGUUCCUGCAAUCGGGAUUAUCCAAGUCCAAAGACAAUCAAGAGUAUGUGAGGAAACUCAAAUCCUUACCAAUAUUUGAAACAACACAUGGUGAACGAGUGAGGAUUGAUGGACCUAAAAAGGUUUAUGUUCUCAACAACUCUUAUUCAGUGAGAUUUCCAGAUUUGUUCAACCUGCCCAACAGCAACAGCAUUUUUCUCAAGUACAACCCCGAGAACUACAAGCUGUCAGAAACACUCAACAUUCAGAUCCUGGAUGAUUUGCAGUAUUUCAUGAAGUUCAUUCUGCCUGCUGUACACCAACUCACAGAGACACAGAUUCUUCACAGCCUCAAACUGUUGCUGUCACUACAUUACUCUUCAGAGGACAAGAAAACUAUAAUCUCCUCACUGAAGACGGUGAAACUGAUUCGUAGUUCUCAAGGUAGACUGGAGCCUGCAUCAUAUUACUUUGAUGAGAGUGUGGAGCUGUACAAAACAAUGCUGCCUCAAGAUAAAUUUGUUCCUGAGAUAUUUUGGACUGAGCUGUGUGAAGGAGAUCUUUUAGUAGAACAAGAAGCAAAAGAGCUGGUCAGAGAAUUUGGAAUGAAGCAUGUUGUGUCAAACGAUGAGAUAAUAAAUUUUGCGUACCAGCUGGAAUCAGAAGCAAAAGGAAAAGGAAGAAUUGAAGACCUGAAACUGAAAUCAUCAUUACUUUUCAGUGAAGCCUUGAAUAAAGCAUGUGAUGCCAAAGACAACAAGGAAAGGUUGCUGGAAAGCAUUGCUGACAUCAAAUUCAUUUUUCCAGUAUUGAUUCGAAAAGAACUGUCCAACUACCACCAACCAUUUGCUGCUGAAGGAACUACUGUUAAAAUUAGAGGCUCGUUGAUUGACAAAAAACCUGAGCAUCAAGAUUUGAUUUGGACCUCCAUGCCAAUUAUAGACCUACCAGUUUAUACAACACAGAAACUUAUGCAGAUGAUAAAAAACGCAGGAGCUCAUGAGGAACCACCUCCAAACUGUGUAACCAGUAACAUAAGAAACAUCUGUCAGUCAUCAUGUGAAACUGACCAGCUGAUCAAAACACGAGCUGAAGUGUUCAGAAGUUCGUACGCUUACCUGCAAGCAAAAAGAUUUGAAGGAAACCAGCUGGCUGGUCUUCCUGUUGUGCUGGUUGAAAAAGACACAAAACUUAUGAGGCCUGAUGACGUGUGUCUGUCGCUCUCCUAUGAUCUGGACUUCAGACCAUAUCUGUACAAGAUUACUCCAGAAGAUGCAAUGUAUGCACCGUUCUUUCAGAAAAUUGGUGUGAAGAACAAAGCUACUGCAGAGCAGUAUUGUAAUGUUUUGGCAGCAGUUUACACUGAUUCCUGUGAUAAACAAAAACUACAUUCGAACCAGCUGAGAACUGUGAAACAAGCUGUUGAGCAGUUGUUUAAGUCAAUCAGUGCUCAGGGAAAUGAGACACUUCUUGAAAAUGUGGAGACUCUGUAUCUUCCUGCAGUAGAUGGUAAAUUAUACCCAUCAUCCACACUCUACUACAACGACACAGUGUUUGAGACCAAAAGGUUGGAAGAAGCACUGGAGAACAAGUUCCUGCUGCUUGAGAAACUCAGUGAAUGUCAUUUGGGCAACGACAAAUACAAGCAUCAUCAGCUGUUGCAACUGCUGCCUCAGAAAUUUCAGCCAAAGAUGCUGUCUGAGUUCACAGAGGAAAGAGUUGUGAAAUCAAAGAUGCAGCUUUGUGAACUUGGGACUGGCUGUGAAUUUAGUGGAUGGUUUGAUAAACAUCUCUCCUCAGGAGCCUUUAAAUAUGGAUUAAUUUGUCUUAUUAGAGAGAAUUCUCAAGGCAAAAUAACACAAGAAGAUGCUUCUAACAAAUGUGAGCAGAUUUUUGGCAGUAUACAGAUUAUCUGCUGCAAAACUUUGGAAACAGCUCUCUGGCUUGAUAAACAGCCACUUCCCAAAACUGAUGAAGAAACAGAUGUUUUUGUGGAACGAGGACAACAAGGGUGCACCUUUUACUUAAAGCACAAUGAUGGCAUGGCUCUCAAGGUAAUAAAUGAAGUCAUCAUGACACUGACAAAGGAGAUUAAUGCUCUUUUAGGAAACAGAAUUGCAUUGGUUCAUCUUCCAGUGCUGGGACAACUCCUCAUGUGUGACGAUCUGCAAGAUGUUCGGAAAACUCUGGCUAAAAAUCAGAUCCGUGACAGUGCUGAAACUGAAAGUUCCUCUUUUAGUCCAGCAGCCCCUGGGACAGAAGUUCCAGGAGAAUGGCAUGAUUGUUUGGACAUGAAUGUCCUCAACAACUUUGAAGAGGGGGAAUAUGUUGGCUACAGCAUUGAUGACAAGUACAUUUAUGCAGUUAUUGUUGAAGAACUGCCUGGUCACAAUGGACGAUAUUCAUGGAGAUACAAAAUAGAAGUAGGAGAAGAUGAGCCCAUUGAAGUCAGCUGUGUUGAUCUGUUUCAGUUUAAACGAGAAAAGAAGGUAAAAACAGAAAGGAGGAAAUGCAUGGAGUCAGAACCACAGAAGAAGAUGCUAAAACCAGAAGAAAACACUUGCAUGGAGCUGGAACCACUGACAGGAGCUGGGCCACAUUCUUCUAAACCAUCAACAAAUUCCUUACCAGCCUCUGUUGAGGAAGCUAAAAGGGAAAUUGAUAAAUGUCUGGCAGAGAUCUGGAGGCUUCCUGAGGAGGAGAGGCACAAAGCCAUCAAGAGACUGUACCUCAGGUGGCACCCUGACAAAAAUUGCCAGUCUCUCGCCAAUGAGGCAUUCAAAUAUUUACAGAAUCAAAUUGAUGAGCUCAGCAAACCCAAAGCUGGAGACUCGACCUUUUCAAGCAGAAAUACAAAUUUCUAUCAACAGUGGAAUCAGGAGGCCAGGUAUCACAGAAAUAGUCGAGAGAGGUUCUCUAGAGGUUAUAGAGGUUUCCAUUCCUACAACUUCUGGACCCACAAUGAAAAUGUCCCAAGGCCAGACAGAGAAGAGGCCAGGCGCUGGUGUAGACAGGCUCGCUGCGAUCUCAAUGCAGCUCACAAAGACACUGGUGGAGGGAGCACAGAGUGGUGUCUGUUUAAGGUCCAUCAAGCAGUGGAAAAGUCUCUCAUAGCAGCAUGCUAUAAAAGAAAUGGACAACACCCCAACAGCAGCUCAAUUUCAGCCACUGCUGCACAAGUUUCCUGCUACAGCCCCCAACUGAGAGAUCUGCCUGAGAUUGUGAAAAACCUGCAGACACUCGGGGUGGAUCCCAAAAGGACUCAAUAUCCCAACUGCCAUCCAUAUCCCCACAUACCGAACGGACAAUUCAGAUCAGAGAAUGAAAUGCUGGCACUGAACAAGGCAUCUGAGCUCCUUAAUAAAAUAGAAGCAUAUGUGAAUUAAGGAUUCAAGACAGAUGGACUAUCAAUUAGUGUGACUGUGUUUUGACAUGUUAAAAGGAUGAUAUCUACAAUCUAAAGGUCAAAUAUUAUUUAGCAUCACAAUCAAAAUUAAAUGAUUUUUUUUUUAAAAUUGUCUCAGUACUAAAGACUAACCAACUUUUAACGAAGACUGAAAUAUCAGUGUUUUGUUUAUUAUUACAUACAUUUCCAAAUACUUACUGAAGACUUACUGAAGAAAUAUUCUGUGUACCGUUUUGUUAUGAAAAUGUAAAGAUCAAAUAUUCUUUUAUUUCCUCAAGUAUUCUUGUUUUAUUUUUUAUUACUACAUGGCUCACCUGCUUGAGAUCCACAUACUUAUUGUAAUGAAAUGCAAAUGUUCAGAUUUUGAUGUUUUAAACAGUUGUGACUUGCCAAAGCAAAAUUUAACUAAUGUAUGUUUAGAUAUUUUCCUAUGUUUUAAACAAGUUCUACUACUGAGACCCAAGUAUAUAUUUUUACAUUUUAAUCAUUUAUCAGACAUAGGAACCAAAACAAUACUAUAUGAAUUUGUUAUAAAAGGGGUUUUUUUGUUUUGCAAAAAGUUUUUAGCUUUGAUAUAAAAAUAUAUUUAAUGUAAAGUUUUGUUAUAAAAUACAAAUGCUAAAUAAUUUGGUUGAGCUUUCUCACACCUAAGUAAUGGUUAAGAUUUUAUUGAAUUUUUAUUUGCUUAAGUGAUAAAUGAAAUGGUAAAAUAGCAAUCUGUGUCAUAUUUUUAAACACUUUUAUGAAAUGAUUUCCAGCUUUUUUAUAGUUAUUUUUGAAAUCUCCUUUGUAUCAAUUAUGAAGCAAGACUUUUUCAAAAUAAAUCAUUCCUACGUAAUACUGA